CGCAUCCUCGGCGGGGCGGCUGCGAAGGAGGCGGCGCCCGGGCGGCGGCGGCGGCGGCGGACGGACCGACGGACGGCCGGGGACGCGCGGACAGACGGCGGCCGCCCGUGGGCCCGGAGAGCGCGGCGACGGGCGAUGCGCGGCCCCAGGCCCCGCACGGGCGGGCGCUGCCCGGGGGGCUGACCGCGGCCGGAGGGCGCCCCACGACCGGGCGAGGAGCCCGCGCCGCGCCGAGGCCAGAGAGCUUGAGCUGGGGCCAGGGCCCAAGCUGGACCUGAUCCAAAGCCUGAGAUCAAGCUGGGCACAGAGCCUGGUCUGGAGCUGGAGUCCAAACCGCAACCGGACUGCCUCUGCCAUGCAGAAGGAGACAGGCGCUGCGCCUUCCCGCGCUGGCAUGCAGAGCCCCCGGCCCCACACGCUGCUGCCCUUGCUGCUGCCGCUGCUGCUGCUGGGGGCCAGCGUGCCAGGCGUCUGGGGUCAGGCAGGGAGCCUGGACCUGCAGAUUGAUGAGGAGCAGCCAGCCGGCACCCUGAUUGGGGACAUCAGUGCAGGGCUCCCGGCAGGCACGGCAGCCCCUGCCAUGUACUUCAUCUCUGCCCAGGAGGGCAGUGGCGUGGGCAUGGACCUCGCCAUCGAUGAACACACUGGGGUGGUCCGUACAGCCCGAGUCUUAGACCGAGAGCGACGGGAUCGCUACCGCUUCACUGCAGUCACUCCUGAUGGAGCCACGGUGGAAGUCACUGUGCGAGUGGUGGACAUCAAUGACCAUGCCCCAGCCUUCCCGCAGGCGCAGGCCACCCUGCAGAUUCCUGAGCACACAGCUCUUGGCACCCGCUACCCACUGGAGCCUGCGCGUGAUGCAGAUGCCGGCCGCCUCGGUACGCAGGGCUACGCGCUCUCUGGUGACGGGGCUGGAGAGACCUUCCGGCUGGAGACACGGCCGGGUCCGGAUGGGGCCCCGGUGCCCGAGCUGGUGAUUGCCGGGGAGCUGGACCGAGAGAACCGCUCACACUACAUGCUGCAAUUGGAGGCCUACGACGGUGGCUCCCCGCCACUCCGGGCCCAGGCCCUGCUGGAUGUGACGCUGCUGGACAUCAAUGAUCACGCGCCUGCUUUCAAUCAGAGCCGCUAUCAUGCUGUGGUGUCUGAGAGCCUGGCCCCUGGCAGUGCCGUCUUGCAGGUCUACGCAUCCGAUGCUGACGCCGGUGCCAAUGGGGCUGUGACCUAUGAGAUCAACCGGAGGCAGAGCGAAGGGGACGGGCCCUUCUCCAUCGAUGCACACACGGGCCUGCUGCGGCUGGAGCGGCCACUGGACUUCGAGCAACGGCGGGUCCAUGAAUUGGUGGUGCAGGCCUGGGACGGCGGGGCGCACCCAGAGCUAGGCUCAGCCUUUGUGACCGUGCAUGUGCGAGAUGCCAAUGACAACCAGCCUUCCAUGACAGUUAUCUUUCUGAGUGCCGAUGGCUCUCCCCGAGUGUCUGAGGCGGCCCCACCAGGCCAGCUUGUCGCUCGUAUCUCGGUGUCAGACCCAGAUGAUGGUGACUUUGCCCAUGUCAAUGUGUCCCUUGAGGGUGGAGAGGGCCACUUUGCCCUAAGCACCCAGGACAGUGUCAUCUACCUGGUGUGCGUGGCUAGGCGGCUGGACAGGGAGGAACGGGAUGCGUAUAACUUGCGGGUUACUGCCACAGACUCGGGCUCACCCCCGCUGCGUGCCGAGGCCACCUUUGUGCUCCAUGUCACCGAUGUCAAUGACAAUGCUCCUGCCUUUGACCGCCAGCUCUACCGACCUGAGCCCCUGCCUGAGGUGGCACUGCCUGGCAGCUUUGUGGUGCGAGUGACAGCCCGGGAUCCUGACCAAGGUACCAAUGGGCAGGUCACUUAUAGCCUGGCCCCGGGUCCCCACACCCACUGGUUCUCCAUCGACCCCACCUCAGGCGUCAUCACCACAGCUGCCUUGCUGGAUUAUGAGUUGGAACCUCAGCCACAGCUCACUGUGCUGGCCACGGAUGGGGGCUUGCCCCCUCUCACCUCCUCUGCCACAGUCAGUGUAGCCCUGCAAGAUGUGAAUGAUAACGAGCCCCAGUUCCAGAGGACUUUCUAUAAUGCCUCUCUCCUGGAGGGUACCCCGCCUGGAACCUGCUUCCUGCAGGUAACAGCCACAGAUGCAGACAGUGGCCCAUUUGGCAUCCUGUCCUAUUCCUUGGGUGCUGGACUUGGAGCCUCGGGGUCUCCCCCAUUCCGCAUUGAUGCCCUCACUGGUGAUGUGUGCACGACCCGAACCUUGGACCGUGACCAGGGGCCCUCAAGCUUCGACUUCACAGUGACAGCUGUGGAUGGGGGAGGACUCAAGUCCAUCGUGUAUGUGAAGGUGUUUGUGUCAGAUGAGAAUGACAACCCACCUCAGUUUUAUCCACGAGAGUAUGCUGCCAGUCUGAGUGCCCAGAGUACACCUGGCACAGCCGUGCUGAGGGUCCGUGCCCGUGAUCCCGAUCAGGGGCUCCACGGACAGCUCUCCUACCGCAUCCUGGCUGGCAAUAGCCCCCCUCUCUUUGCCUUGGAUGAACACUCAGGGCUGCUAACAGUAGCCUGGCCCUUAGCCAGACGAGCCAACUCUGUGGUACAGCUGGAGAUCGGGGCUCAGGAUGGAGGUGGUCUGCAGGCAGAGCCCAGUGCCCGAGUCAACGUCAGCAUUGUGCCUGGAACCCCCACACCACCUGUGUUUGAGCAGCUGCAGUACGUUUUUUCUGUGCCCGAGGACGCAGCACCAGGCACCAAUGUGGGCAAGGUCCAGGCACACAACCCACCAGGUCGUGUAGGGCCCGUGACUCUUGCCCUGUCAGAUGGGGAUCCCCGAGGACUCUUCUCCAUAGAUGGGACCUCAGGGCUGUUACAAACACUUCGCCCUCUGGAUCGGGAGCUCUUGGGCCCAGUGCUGGAGCUGGAGGUGCGGGCAGGCAGUGGCGUACCUCCAGCUUUCGCAUCAGCCCGGGUGCGCGUGCUGCUGGAAGAUGUCAAUGACAAUUCCCCUGCCUUCCCUGCCCCCGAAGACACGGUAUUGCUGCCCCCCAGCACUGCGCCAGGGACCCCCAUCUAUACACUGCGGGCUCUAGACCCAGACUCGGGUGUGAAUAGUCAAGUCACCUUUACGCUGCUUGCUGGGGGUGGGGGGGCUUUCACUGUGGACCCCACCACAGGCCACAUACGGCUUAUGGGAUCUCUGGGGCCCCCAGGUGGGCCAGCCUAUGAGCUGGAGCUGGAGGCCCGGGAUGGGGGCUCCCCACCCCGCACCAGCCACUUUCGCUUGAGGGUGGUGGUACAGGACUUGGGCACUCGUGGGCUGGCUCCCCACUUCAGCAGCCCUACCUACCGUGUGGAUCUGCCCUCGGGCACCACCCCUGGGACUCAGGUCCUGCAAGUACAGGCUCGAGCACCAGACGGGAGCCCUGUCACCUAUCACCUUGCAGAGGGGCCAAGUAGCCCUUUUGGCCUGGAGCCACAGAGUGGCUGGCUGUGGGUACGGGCAGCUCUCGACCAGGAACUGUACACACUAAAGGUAAUGGCAGUGUCUGGGCCCAAAGCUGAGCUGGGGCAGCACACAGGAACAGCCACCGUGAGGGUCAGCAUCCUCAGCCAGAAUGACCACAGUCCCCGCUUGUCUGAGGAGCCCACCUUCCUGGCAGUGGCUGAGAACCAGCCCCCAGGGACCAGUGUGGGCCGAAUAUCUGCCACUGACCGAGACUCAGGAGCCAAUGGACGACUGACCUACAGCCUCAGACAGCUCUCAGAGGACGGCAAGGCCUUCCGCAUCCACCCCCAGACUGGGGAGGUGACCACGCUCCAAAGCCUCGACCGCGAGCGGCAGAGCAGCUACCAGCUCCUGGUGCAGGUGCAGGAUGCGGGGAGCCCACCCCGAAGCACCACAGGCACCGUGCACAUUGCAGUACUCGACCUCAACGAUCACAGCCCCACCUUCCUGCAGGCCUCAGGGGCUGCUGGCGGCGGUCUCCCCAUCCAGGUGCCAGAUCGGGUUCCUCCAGGAACCCUAGUGACAACUCUGCAGGCCAAGGACCCGGAUGAGGGGGAGAAUGGGACCAUCCUCUACUCGCUAACUGGCCCCGGCUCGGAGCUCUUCUCUCUGCAUUCUCACUCUGGAGAGCUGUUCACAGCGGCACCCCUGAUCCGAGCAGAGCGGCCCCAUUACGUGCUGACCCUGAGUGCUCACGAUCAAGGCAGCCCCCCUCGGAGCUCCACUCUCCAGCUGCUGGUGCAGGUGCUGCCGUCAGCUCGGUCCACCGAGCCCCCGCAGAAUCCCUCCGAGCCAGACCCCGCGACGCCGGUGCCCAUGGUGCUGACGGUGACGGCCGCUGAGGGGCUGCAGCCCGGCUCCCUACUGGGCUCUGUGGCCCCGCCAGAGCCAGCGGCGACGGGCACCCUCACCUACACCCUGGUGGGUGGCGCGGACCCCGAGGGCACCUUCGCGCUGGACGCGGCCUCGGGGCGCUUGUACUUGGCGCGGCCCCUGGACUUUGAGGCGGGGCCGGCGUGGCGCGCGCUCACGGUGCGCGCCGAGGGCCCGGGGGGCGCGGGCGCGCGGCUGCUGCGCGUGCAGGUGCGCGUGCAGGACGAGAACGAGCACGCGCCCACCUUCGCUCGCGACCCGCUGGCGCUGGCGCUGCCCGAGAACCCCGAGCCCGGCGCGGCGCUCUACACGUUCCGGGCGACGGACGCCGACGGCCCGGGCCCCAACAGCGACGUGCGCUACCGCCUGCUGCGCCAGGAGCCGCCGGUGCCCGCGCUCCGCCUCGAUGCCCGCACCGGGGCCCUGAGCGCCCCGCGAGGGCUGGACCGGGAGACCACCCCGGCGCUGCUGCUGCUCGUCGAAGCCACCGACCGGCCCGCCAACGCCAGUCGCCGCCGUGCAGCGCGCGUGUCGGCGCGCGUCUUCGUCACCGACGAGAACGACAACGCGCCCGUCUUCGCCUCGCCCUCCCGCGUGCGCCUCCCCGAGGACCAGCCGCCUGGGCCCGCCGCGCUGCACGUGGUGGCCCGCGACCCCGACCUGGGCGAGGCCGCGCGCGUGUCCUAUCGCCUGGCCGCCGGCGGUGACGGCUACUUCCGGCUACACCCUAGCACGGGGGCGCUGUCCGUGGUGCGGCCGCUGGACCGCGAGCAGAGAGCCGAGCACGUGCUGACCGUGGUGGCCUCGGACCACGGCUCCCCGCCGCGCUCAGCCACGCAGCUGCUGACUGUCAGCGUCGCCGACGUCAACGACGAGGCUCCCGCUUUCCAGCAGCAGGAAUACAGUGUCCUCCUGCGUGAGAACAGCCCACCCGGCACUUCUCUGCUCACUCUGCAGGCCACUGACCCGGACCUGGGGACCAAUGGGCACGUGACUUACGGGGGCAUUUCUGGAGAAAGCUUCUCCCUGGACCCGGACACUGGAAUUCUCACGACCCUUCAGCCCCUGGAUCGGGAGGAGCAGGAGGAGAUCAACCUGACAGUGUAUGCCCGGGACAGUGGUUCACCCCCACUGUUGACCCAUGUCACAGUACGAGUGGCUGUGGAGGAUGAGAAUGACCAUGCCCCAACCUUUGGGAGCUCCCACCUCUCCCUGGAGGUACCCGAGGGCCAGGACCCACAGACUCUUACCAAACUGCGGGCCUCUGACCCAGAUGUGGGAGCAAAUGGACAACUGCAGUACCGCAUCUUGGAUGGGGACGCAUCCGGAGCCUUUGUUCUCGACCCCGCCUCUGGAGAGUUUGGCACCAUGAGGCCUUUAGACCGGGAGGUGGAGCCAGCAUUCCAGCUGCGAAUAGAGGCCCGGGAUGGAGGCCAGCCAGCUCUCAGUGCCACUCUGCUUGUGACAGUGACAGUGCUGGAUGCCAAUGACCAUGCCCCAGUCUUCCCUGUGCCUGCCUACUCUGUGGAAGUGUCCGAGGAUGCACCUGCGGGGACCUUGCUGCUGCAGCUACAGGCUCAUGACCCUGAUGCGGGGGCCAACGGCCUCGUAACCUACUAUUUGGGUUCAGGUGCUGCGGGCGCCUUCCUGCUGGAACCCAGCUCUGGGGAACUGCGCACAGCCGCGGCCCUGGACCGAGAGCAGUGCCCCAGCUAUGCCUUUUCUGUGAGCGCAGUGGACAGUGCGGCCGCGGGGCCUCUGAGCACCACGGUGCCUGUCACUGUCACAGUGCGCGACGUCAAUGACCAUGCCCCCACUUUCCCCACCAGUCCUUUGCGACUGCGCCUGCCCCGCCCAGGCCCCAGCCUUGGCACCCCAACCCUGGCUCUUGCCACUCUUCGAGCUGAAGACCGUGAUGCUGGCGCCAAUGCAUCCAUCCUCUACCGUCUGGCGGGCACGCCACCACCUGGCACCACUGUGGACUCUUAUACUGGCGAAAUCCGCUUGGCUCGUUCCCCUGCAGUCCUGGGCCCCCGGGAUCGUGUCCUCUUUAUCGUGGCCACUGACCUGGGCCGCCCAGCUCGCUCUGCCACUGGUGUGGUCAUUGUUGGGUUGCAAGGGGAGUCUGAACGUGGACCCCGUUUUCCUCGGACUAGUAGCGAAGCUCUGCUCCGUGAGAAUGCACCCCCAGGCACUCCCAUUGUCUCCCCUAAGGCCACCCAUGCCGGGGGCUCCAGUGGCCCGAUCACCUACAGCAUUCUCAGUGGGAACGAGAAAGGAACAUUCUCUAUCCAGCCCAGAACAGGAGUCAUCACAGUUCGUUCAGCAGAGGGGUUGGACUUUGAGGCGAGCCCACGAUUGCGACUGGUCCUGCAGGCAGAAAGUGGAGGCACCUUUGCGUUCUCCGUGCUGAUGCUAACCCUGCAAGAUGCCAAUGAUAAUGCUCCCCGCUUCCUGCGGCCCCACUAUGUGGCCUUCCUGCCAGAGUCCAGACCCUUAGAAGGGCCCCUGCUGCAGGUGGAGGCGGAUGACCUGGAUCAAGGCCCCAGCGGACAGAUCUCCUACAGUCUAGCUGCAUCCCAGCCAGCGCGAGGGUUGUUCCACGUAGACCCAUCCACAGGCACGAUCACCACCACAGCCAUACUGGACCGUGAGAUCUGGGCCGAAACACGGCUUGUAUUGAUGGCCACAGACAGAGGAAGCCCAGCGCUGGUGGGCUCAGCUACUCUAACGGUGAUGGUCAUCGACACCAAUGACAAUCGUCCUACCAUCCCCCAGCCCUGGGAGCUCCGAGUGUCUGAAGAUGCACUGCUUGGCUCAGAGAUUGCCCAGGUGACCGGGAAUGAUGUGGACUCUGGGCCAGUGCUGUGGUAUGUGCUGAGCCCCUCUGGGCCCCAGGACCCCUUCAGUGUAGGCCGUUACGGAGGCCGAGUCUCCCUUACGGGCCCCCUGGACUUCGAGCAGCAUGACCGCUACCACCUGCAGCUUCUUGCACAUGAUGGGCCUCACCAGGGCCGAGCCAACCUCACGGUGAUCGUGGAGGAUGUCAACGACAAUACACCUGCAUUCUCCCAGAGCCUCUACCAGGUGAUGCUGCUCGAACACACCCCACCAGGCAGUGCCAUUCUCUCCGUUUCUGCCACCGACCGGGACUCAGGUGCCAAUGGUCACAUCUCCUACUACCUGGCUUCCCCUGCUGAGGGCUUCAGUGUUGAUCCCAACAAUGGGACUCUGUUCACAACAGUGGGAGCAAUGGCUUUGGACCAGGAGGGGCCAGGAGUGGUGGAUGUGGUUCUGGAAGCACGAGAUCACGGGAGUCCAGGCCGGGCGGCGCGAGCCACAGUGCACGUGCAGCUGCAGGACCAGAAUGACCAUGCCCCAAGCUUCACUUUGCCACACUACCAGGUGGCUGUGACCGAGGACCUGCCCCCAGGUUCCACCCUGCUCACCCUGGAGGCCACAGAUGCUGACGGAAGCCGCACCCAUGCCACUGUGGACUACAGCAUUGUGAGCGGCAACCGGGGCAGGGUCUUCCAGCUGGAGCCCCGGCUGGCUGAGUCGGGGGACGAUAGUGGACUAGGCCCCCGGAUGCUGGGCUGCCUGGUGUUGCUUGAGCCUCUGGAUUUUGAAAGCCUGACCCAGUACAACCUAACAGUGACUGCGGCUGACCGGGGGCAGCCCCCUCGCAGCUCAGCAGUGCCUGUCACGAUCACUGUGCUCGAUGUCAAUGACAACCCACCCAUCUUCUCCCGAGCAUCCUACCGGGUGGCAGUGCCUGAGGACACGCCCAUUGGAGCUGAGCUGCUGCAUGUGGAGGCCUCAGAUGCUGACCCGGGUCCUCAUGGUCUCGUACGGUUCACGCUCAGCUCAGGUGACCCCCUGGGGCUCUUCGAGCUCGAUGAGAGCUCAGGCGCCUUGCGACUGGCCCACUCCUUGGACUGUGAGACCCAGGCUCGACAUCAGCUUGUGGUGCAGGCAGCCGACCCCACAGGGGCACACUUUGCUCUGGCACCAGUGACGGUUGAGGUCCAGGAUGUGAAUGAUCAUGGCCCAGCCUUCCCCCUGAACUUGCUCAGCACCAGCCUGGCAGAAAACCAGCCCCCGGGCACUCUUAUAACCACCCUGCAUGCAGUUGAUGGGGAUGCCGGGGCUUUUGGGAAGCUUCGUUACAGCCUGCUGGAUGCUGGCCCGGGGCCUGAUGGCCGUGAGGCAUUUGCACUGAACAGCUCCACAGGGGAGCUGCGGGCUCGAGUGGCCUUUGACUAUGAGCACACAGGAAACUUCCAGCUGCUGGUGGGUGCUGCUGAUGCUGGGAAUCUCUCAGCCUCGGUCACUGUGUCAGUGCUGGUGACCGGUGAGGACGAGUAUGACCCAGUGUUCCUGGCUCCAGCUUUCCACUUUCAGGUACCAGAAGGUGCCCGGCGUGGCCACAGCCUGGGUCACGUGCAGGCCACAGAUGAAGAUGGAGGUGCUGAUGGCCUGGUGCUCUAUUCCCUUGCCACUUCUUCCCCCUAUUUCGGGAUCAACCAGACCACAGGUGCUCUGUACCUGCGGGUGGACAGCCGGGCACCGGGCAGUGGAACAGGUAGCUCUGGGGGUGGGGGCCGGACUCGACGUGAGGCACCACGGGAGCUGAGGUUAGAAGUGAUGGCACGGGGGCCUCUGCCUGGCUCCCGGAGUGCCACAGUGCCUGUGACCGUGGACAUCACCCAUACUGCCCUGGGCCUGGCCCCUGACCUCAACCUGCUCUUGGUGGGGGCCGUGGCGGCCUCCUUGGGAGUCGUGGUGGUGCUUGCUCUGGCAGCCCUGGUUCUCGGGCUGGUGAGGGCCCGCAGCCGCAAGGCUGAGGCAGCACCUGGCCCCAUGUCACAGGCAGCACCCCUGGCCAGUGGAACCCUGCAGAAGCUGGGCCGAGAGCCACCCAGCCCGCCGCCCUCAGAGCACCUGUAUCACCAGACUCUCCCCAGCUAUGGCGGCCCAGGAGCCGGGGGGCCGUACCCGCGUGGGGGCUCCCUGGACCCUUCACACUCCAGCGGCCGAGGCUCAGCAGAGGCUGCAGAGGAUGACGAGAUCCGCAUGAUCAAUGAGUUCCCCCGGGUGGCCAGUGUGGCCUCCUCCUUGGCUGCCCGUGGCCCCGACUCAGGCAUCCAGCAGGAUGCAGAUGGACUGAGCGACACAUCCUGUGAGCCCGCUGCCCCUGACACCUGGUAUAAGGGCCGCAAGGCAGGGCUGCUGCUGCCGGGGCCAGGCGCCACUCUGUACCGAGAAGAAGGGCCCCCAGCCCCAGCCACAGCCUUCCUGGGAGGCUGUGGCCUCAGCCCCGCACCUCCUGGGGACUAUGGCUUCCCAGCAGAUGGCAAGCCCUGCGUGGCAGGUGCACUGACGGCCAUUGUGGCUGGAGAGGAGGAGCUCCGUGGCAGCUAUAACUGGGACUACCUGCUGAGCUGGUGCCCUCAGUUCCAGCCACUGGCCAGCGUCUUCACCGAGAUUGCCCGACUCAAGGAUGAAGCUCGGCCAUGCCCCCCGGCUCCCCGUAUUGAUCCACCGCCCCUCAUUACUGCCGUGGCUCACCCAGGAGCCAAGUCUGUGCCCCCCAAGCCAGCCAGCACAGCUGUCACUCGAGCCAUCUUCCCGCCAGCCUCCCACCGCUCCCCCAUCAGCCAUGAAGGCUCCCUGUCCUCAGCCGCCAUGUCCCCCAGCUUCUCCCCCUCACUGUCUCCGCUGGCUGCUCGCUCACCUGUUGUCUCGCCAUUCGGGGUGGCCCAGGGCCCCUCAGCCUCAGCACUCAGCACAGAGUCUGGCCUGGAGCCCCAUGACGACACAGAGCUACACAUCUAGCUGUGGCCCAGGCUGGGCCCCGACCUGGGAUGCGCACAGCAUCCCCAAUGCAGGCCCCAUCUGAGCCUGCCCCGGGCAGCCUCAGAUCUCGGUUGGCCAUGGGGAAGGCCCGCUUCCCACCCCAGGCUCCUGCGCUGGGGUCAGAUCCCGUGUCUCCCACUGGCCCCACCAGAGCACCAGCACCACAGAGUCCUCUCAAUUGUGCACUGACCUGGGGCCAGGUCCAGUGUGGGGAGAAAUAUGAAGGAGGCGGCAGCCCUGGGUUCUCCUCAGUGAGGGCUUCCUGCCCUGCACCAGCAACCUGACAUGGAGCUGAGACUUUAUUUAUUGGGGGAAGAGGGUUGGGGGAGGUCCUCCAACCUGUUGGGGCCCAGCUCCCUUGGGUUCCAUUGACACCCCUGCCCUUGCCCAGAACCAAGUGCCAAUUCUCACUCUGGAGCCUUAAUAAACUGCAGUUUGUA
Sorex araneus (European shrew) is the source of this 10698-nucleotide messenger RNA. RefSeq names its product dachsous cadherin-related 1 (gene DCHS1). Gene Ontology annotation, biological process: homophilic cell-cell adhesion. The transcript has 21 exons. Lineage: Eukaryota; Metazoa; Chordata; Mammalia; Eulipotyphla; Soricidae. The coding region runs from base 356 to 10237 and encodes 3293 amino acids. The record is from RefSeq and is a predicted model, not a curated record. Gene Ontology annotation, cellular component: plasma membrane. Gene Ontology annotation, molecular function: calcium ion binding.